Messenger RNA from Bradysia coprophila, 1986 nucleotides. RefSeq lists its product as uncharacterized. Gene Ontology annotation, molecular function: protein binding. The record is from RefSeq and is a predicted model, not a curated record. Lineage: Eukaryota; Metazoa; Arthropoda; Insecta; Diptera; Sciaridae.
CUAUAAGUGUUGAAUCAUCAUCAGUAAUUUGUCCACAAUACACGAGUAAAGCCAAAUUAAUUAUCCAAUUUUCUUAGUAUAUAACAUGCGAACCCCGUCAAAAUGUCAGUUCAAAAAAUUUAUACUGGUGCUGGAAAUGUGUUCGAAGUUGGACAUGUCGGAACAAUUACCACCACAACCAUAACUAACAUUUUCCACAGUACUGAGAAGCGCGGUCCAAUAUAUUUCAAUGUUUGUAGUCCCGAACCCCCAUUUAUUGGAAGGACAAGAGAACUGAAGCUUUUGGACGAAGCAAUACAGCGUAAUGUCAAUUCUACCGCAAGCAUUGAAUCGCAUAUAACCGUUGUGUCUGGCCUGGGAGGUAUUGGCAAAACGCAAUUAGUGCGCGAGCAUGUGACUCAAAAUAAGUCCAAGUAUGACAACAAUGUCAUAUGGAUCAAUGGCGAUCGAGAAGAAUCCAUUGUGGAUACAUUCAAACUGUUAGCCAAUGACAUUUUAACUAUUCCAAUUGUUGGAGCAAAUGGAACUGAGAAAAAUAUUCUGUCUAUCGUCCGAGAUGUGUACGAUUGUUUUUGUGGUGAGAAUAUCUUAGUUGUCUAUGACAAUGUCGAGAGUAUGGAGAGUGUCGGAAAGUUUUUACUGUUUGGAGCAAAUACUCGACCCUAUUUCUUGAUUACGUCAAGAUCUCGGUAUUGGCAUUGGGGAAUUGCAGCUAUACAUUUAAGUGAGUGGCAGCCGAAUGAAGCGAUUGACUUUGUUUCGGCUAUAAUAGAUAAUGCCCGUGAAAACGCCGAAGAUGUUAGGCUUCUCGCAGAUGAUCUACAAUACUUCCCAUUAGCUUUGAGACAAGCAACGUCAUACAUUUUUCAUAGGGAAGACACAAUCGGUAACUAUCGUACCAAGUAUGAAAAACAAAAGAAACAACUUCUCGACUCGAAAUUGUUUCAAAAUUCUGUUAGCGGGUACGCAGAAACAACAUUUACAACAUGGAACAUUACAAUGACGAGCAUAGCACAAGACACCGACUUUGGAUCAUUAGCAAUCAAGAUCCUAAACACAAUUGCCUACUUCCAUGCGGACAACAUAAGUCGUGCAUCACUUAUCCAUCUCACCGAUGAAGUAAAAGAAUCAACAGGUCGUAACCUCGGAAAAUAUUUUAUUCGACUGUUGGUUUCAGAAGUGUUUAGCCUACCUACCGUAUCUCAAAAUGGAAGGAAGAAAUCAUCACCCGUUAACAAAGAAGAGCUUUUGGAAUCAGCCGUAGGGCUGCUCAUAAAAUAUUCAAUGAUUACCAGCCAACAGAGCCAAACUAUAUUGAGCAUACAUCGAGUAGUGCAAGAUGUAAUUAAGGUAUCGUUGAAAAUGAAAGAUGAGGAGAAGAAAGUCUUACGAAAUGCACUUCUACUUAUAGAAAAGCUUAUGAAGCGCGUUCAGCAUACGACCCAUGCCAUGUCAGUAUUCGAACAUUCAAUGGAAUAUCCCGAACUAGCGCGGGAGUUUUGUGAACUACCGAAUACAAUUUUAAUGAAUUUGAUAACCAAUUCAUUGAAAGAAGACGCUCCCAUUUUCGUCAAUCGAUUUGUGGAAAGGUUUGAAACGAUUUUAGGACUCAACCAUCCCAUUUUAGAGAAAAUCGCUUUUCAGUUACGAUACGUGAACGCGUACAAUUUCAGUCGCUCCCUCUCAAUUAAUGAGACCGGAUACAAAAUGUAUGAAGAUUUGUAUAAAAUGAGAGCGGUAGAACUUGGCCAUCAAGACGUUGAUACAAUGAUGGUAAAAUUCGAAAUCGGACAAAUUUUUCUCCGAAUGGAGAAAGGGCAUGAAGCAUUUUCAAUAUUGGAAGAAGUUAAACAGCAAAUGGAACUUUCAUUGGGUUCCGCACAUCCAGAGACUAUUGCUUCUGAAGAGAUUAUUGCAGUUUCAUACAAGCAGACUGGAUUGUAUGCCGAAGCAUUGCAAGACAAGAGAAAUAUACGGAGGCGUUAG